GUUUGAGAGAGAUCGGUACACCCAUAAAUGCCGUCAGUUCAGAAUCGAAAUGGAUGCCAUAGACGGGUAGAACCACAGAUUCCAAGGAUCGAUGUUCCAUACUCUGGCAGCCGUACUGUGCCUGGCCGCAUUAGUGAAUUCGGCCAGCAGUUGUGGGCCGUUGAGGGGCGGCGGACGACGUAGGCCACCGCGAAAAUUAACACCUUUGGUCUUUAAGCAGCAUGUUCCAAACGUGAACGAAUUUACGUUAGGUGCAAGUGGUCAGUCUGAAGGAAAAUUGACCAGAGACCAUCCAAAAUUUAAAAGCGUGCUUGUUCCAAAUUACAAUUCGGAUAUUAUAUUUCGAGACGAAGAGGGAACUGGAGCCGAUAGACUUAUGACACAGAGGUGCAAAGAGAAAUUGAACACACUGGCUAUUUUAGUGAUGAAUCAGUAUCCAGGAGUGAAACUUCGCGUCACCGAAGGAUUUGACGAAGAGAGCUACCACUCGACUCAAAGCUUACACUAUGAAGGCAGAGCAGUCGAUGUGACCACCAGUGACAGAGACAGAAGCAAGUACGGAAUGCUGGCCAGGCUGGCCGUAGAGGCUGGUUUUGACUUCGUUUAUUAUGAAUCUCGUUCGCACAUACACUGCUCAGUUAAAUCUGAAUCUGCUGAUGCCGGAAGAUCUGGAGGAUGUUUCGAUGGUGACUCAACAGUUCGGACAGAAGCUGGGCCAAAGAAAAUGUCAGACUUGCAGGUUGGCGAGAGAGUUCAGGUCGCCCGAACAGACGGCCAAACAGACUAUAGUGAAGUGAUUCUGUUUUUGGACAGAAACGAAACACAGCAAAGACUGUACAACACCCUAGAGACAGAGAAUGGGAGGAGCAUCACUCUCACUCCCACGCAUCUCAUAUUCACCGCUUCACCGCAUCAAACGACGCCGCAAGCGACCUUUGCCAAACAUGUGGAAAUUGGUGAUUACAUAUACGUCGCAUCAGAUCACAAAGUGACUUUAGAAAAAGUGAUCAGCGUUACUAGUUCCGCCAAAAAGGGAGUGUUUGCUCCCUUGACAAGAGAAGGAAACCUAGUGGUGGAUGGUGUAGUAGCUUCCUGCUAUGCCACCAUAGAAGACCAAGCGUUGGCACACUUUGCUUUCGCACCGGUCAGACUCAUUGACAACGUCUGGGAGGCGACGUUGCAUUUGCUACGGACUAUGCACAUCCUCAGGUACAGGGAGAGCAGAACGAUACCACCACACAAUGGCAUACAUUGGUACGCAAACUUUCUCUAUUCUAUAGCACACAAGCUUAUACCAGAAGAUUGAACUUCCAAAGACGAUCGCACUUCGUAAGAGACCAGCAAAAGAAAGAAAAAAAAGUCAGUCAGAAUUUGUGCAAUUACAACGCCGAACGCCUGGAUUUAUGUAUUUUUUUUACAAUUGUCAUUUGCAACGGAUAUAGAAUCCUCAUUUCCAAUUGUAAUGCAUGGAGACCAAUGUUAAUUGUUUUAGAUCAUUGUUGCCAAAAAUAUGGAUGGGCACACGAUAUUUGUAGUGAUUGCAACUGCGUUUUUUUGACUGAUAGCCAACCCGGUAAUUUUGUCCACAAAUUCGUCUCACAUAGCGUAGUCAGAACUUUAUUUGGUGUGAUCUGGCGCUUGUCAUGAAUAUACUUCGAAAAUUCUUUUUUUGUAAAGAUUAUUUAUUAUGUAUACAGCGCGAGCUUAGCGAAAAGCUUAUUUAUUUUAUAAGAAAAAGAUAUAUGAUGAAGAAAAAAAAAGAACUUUUCCCUCGAAGUCAUGGAGAAGCAGAAGAAAUCUUUUGCGUAAUUAUGUGAUUACUGUAAUAUAUGUUUGAAUAUAUCAAAUAUCUAUUUUCAUGUUGAAAUGCACAUAACUAAGUUAACUAUCUGUAUUUGUAAGAAAAAAAUAAUAAAAACUUUUUAUCUUUGUCA
Molecule: messenger RNA, 1934 nt
Organism: Parasteatoda tepidariorum (common house spider)
Lineage: Eukaryota; Metazoa; Arthropoda; Arachnida; Araneae; Theridiidae
Product: sonic hedgehog protein-like
Biological process (GO): cell-cell signaling; regulation of gene expression; smoothened signaling pathway
Molecular function (GO): calcium ion binding; patched binding
Source: RefSeq, marked provisional